Messenger RNA from Leguminivora glycinivorella, 1579 nucleotides. RefSeq lists its product as uncharacterized. The record is from RefSeq and is a predicted model, not a curated record. The coding region runs from base 23 to 1456 and encodes 477 amino acids. NCBI's taxonomy places the organism in Eukaryota, Metazoa, Arthropoda, Insecta, Lepidoptera, Tortricidae. The transcript has 2 exons.
UCCAACCCCUUUAGCUUAUGGCAUGGCUGAACUAUUCAACCGAUGUAUAAGGGAGGGCACCUACCCUAAACCUCUCAAAAUUAGCAAAAUAGCUCCCAUUUUUAAAGGCAAGGGAGUAAAAAGGGAUAUGGACGCCUACAGACCCGUUGCUAUUAUCCCCGCCAUGGCGAAAGUCCUCGAGAACGGUCUCAGCCGUCGCCUAACGAGCUUUCUGGACUCGACCAACGCGCUAUCCGAAAGACAACACGCCUACCGUGCAGGUCGCUCCACAAUCUCAUUAACUCGUGAUGUGGUUAGACGCGUGGUCGAUGCUAGAGAGAAGAAGCAGCAGGUGGCCGUGCUGUGCUGUGACCUGUCCAAGGCUUUCGACGUCGCGGACCACUCAGUUUUGACAAACAAGUUAAAGCACUAUGGGAUCGAUGGUCAGGCACUUUCCUUGUUUGAGAGCCUUCUGCACCACAGGUCUCAAGUUGUGGUCGGAGAUGGUGGACAAGCCAGGUCAGAUCCACUGGAAACUACAAUGGGUGUGGCCCAGGGCUCAUCAGUAUCAAAUAUCCUUUUUUCCUUGUUGCUGAAUGACCUGCCGCAUGCCAUACAGGCAGCUGAGAUCCUAAUGUACGCCGAUGAUAUUGCUGCUAUCAUCACAGCACAAUCAGUGGCCACUCUCGAAGGAAAACUGAAUGACACUGCGGCGCAACUUGCACAUUGGUUUGAUACCAAUGGCCUGGCGUUAAACCUUAAGAAGACCCAUUACCUGGUAUUCGAUCUGUCAGGCCGCAGUCCGAUACCGCUCUGUGUUUCUGUGAAUGGGACCGCCCUAGACCAAUUAAGUACCACUCGAUUUUUAGGGUUCGAAAUAGAUACUUGUCUAAAGUGGGACCAUCACAUUAACAAACUAAGCGCAAGAAUCGGCAGCGCAUGUUUUGCCCUGGGUCGAGUAACCAGGUUGGUGUCGGACGAGGUCGCGCGCUCAUGCUAUUUCGCCACGGUGCACUCGCUGAUCCAAUAUGGCGCGGAGCUCUGGGGACGCUGUGCCGAGUGGGAGAGGGUGUUCCGUCUCCAGAAGCGCGCAAUUAGAAUAAUUGCCCGCGUGCCACACAACACUCCCGCAAGAUCCCUCUUUAUAAAAAUGGGAAUACUGACCUUACCGGCUAUAGUGAUCAUGCAGGUGGCUGUGUAUGUGAGGUCGAACCUUACAGCUUACAAGACUCACAGCAUGAUACACGGGUACAACACGCGGAACGCCCACAAGCUCGCCGGCGUGAGCCGCAAACUGGCCAGGUCGGCCAAGCUCACCCAUGUCAUGGGGCCCGCCGUUUACAACAACUUACCUGACACCAUCACUAGCGCCCAAAGUUUAAGCAGUUUUAAAUGUCGCCUAAGACGCUGGCUUGUUGAGCACCCGUUUUAUGAUUAUAACGAGUACUUAAAUUAUCACGUAAAGGAUAGUACGUAGCUUAUUAAAAGUUUAUACUUUAUCAUUAAAUUGAUUGUAAUUAUUAACGAUAUAUUUAAAUAUAUUAUGUUCUGUAUUAUAACGUGUAAAUCGGCUUUACCAAUAAAUAACUUAUGACUUAUG